Pterocles gutturalis (yellow-throated sandgrouse) is the source of this 812-nucleotide messenger RNA. RefSeq names its product chromosome unknown open reading frame, human C15orf41 (gene CDIN1). Gene Ontology annotation, biological process: erythrocyte differentiation. The record is from RefSeq and is a predicted model, not a curated record. Bases 1 to 768 code for a protein of 255 amino acids. The transcript has 11 exons. NCBI's taxonomy places the organism in Eukaryota, Metazoa, Chordata, Aves, Pterocliformes, Pteroclidae. Gene Ontology annotation, cellular component: nucleus; cytoplasm.
AUGCUAUGCCUUAGCAGUCAAUCGCAGUCCACUCUGCUGAGCAUCUUCUCCCAGGAGUACCAGAAACAAAUCAAAAGAACACAUGCCAAGCAUCACACUGCUGAAGCUGUUGAAACUUACUACCAAAGGUACCUGAAUGGGGUGAUGAAAAAUGCAGCUGCCCCUGUAUUACUGGAGCUGGCCAAUGAGGUGGACUUUGCCCCAUCAUUGAUGGCUCGUAUUGUGUUAGAAAGAUUUCUACAAGAAAAAGAACAAACCAUCCCCUCCAAAACUCUUAUAAAUACUAUGCUACGGGACCCUUCUCAGAUUCCAGAUGGAGUUCUAGCAAAUCAAGUCUAUCAGUGUACUGUGAAUGACUGUUGUUAUGGACCACUGGUGGACUGCAUCAAACAUGCUAUUGGGCAUGAGCAUGAAGUCUUGCUGCGAGAAAUGCUUUUGGAAAAAAAUCUCUCUUUCAUAGCUGAAGAUCAGCUUCGUGCAAAGGGUUACGACAAAACACCAGACUUUAUUUUAGAAGUGCCAGUAGCUGUUGAAGGACACAUAGUUCACUGGAUUGAAAGCAAAGCCUCAUUUGGUGAUGAGAGUAGCCACCAAACCUACUUGCAGGACCAGUUUUGGAGCUACUGGAACAGGUUUGGCCCUGGAUUAGUCAUCUACUGGUAUGGAUUUAUUGAAGAGCUGGACUGCCAUCGUGAACGUGGUAUCCUGCUAAAAGACUGCUUUCCUACCGAUAUUGUGACUCUGCGACACAGCAUGGCUCAACGCUGAUGUUGGGAGGAAGAGGUAAAUCCGGAAGCAAUUUUACUUUCCUG